UAGGAAUUGGAAACAGUCAAGUAGAUAGUCUACUAUAGUGCAGUCGGGAAGUUCAAAGUUUGUGAAGCUAAACCUUUUCGCAGUCGUGGCCGCCGCUAACCUCUCUUGAAGUUGUUAUGGAGCCGCCACAUGAUUAUUACGAGAGGGAGAGGAAGAGGAAGAGGAAGCCUUUAAGAGUCACCAUAAACGCCCCGGAACGGCUGCUGUCUUCGACGGUAACGCAAUCGCAGCCGCUGCCGUUUCUUCCGAAUGAACUCAUCAGAGAAAUUUUGCUGAGGCUUCCAGCAAGGUCACUGCUUCGGUUACGGAGAGUGUGCACUUCAUGGAAAACCCUAAUUUCCAGCUCCCAAUUCGCCAAAGACCAUCUUCAACAUUCAACCGCCGCGGAUCCAAGUUUGAGUGGGCCACGAGUUGCUUAUCAUCAUAAUUACCGCGACGGAUUCGGAGAUUUCUCCUUACGCUCCUUGGUCGAGAACCCUUCCAAACCUACGGAAGUCGUUCUCUUGGAGGAGAGACUUAACCACACAGUUAUUGGCUCUUGCCAUGGAUUGCUGUGCUUGCGGUUUGAUGUUGUUGGCAUCAACACCUGUGUCAGGUUCAGGUUGUGGAAUCCCUGUACUGGAUUAUUCACAACCGCAUCGGUGGAAUGUGGGGAUUUCUUAUCAGAUCGCGGCUUCGGCUAUGAUCAUGUGAAUGACAAGUACAAGCUUGUUGUGACUGUAAAGCACAGGCGGGAAUAUACAACUAGAAUUUAUACAUUUUGCCGCAAUCCUUCCAAGAGAGCCAUUCAAGGUAUCCCAUUUCUCAGCAUAAAGGGUGAUGAUAAAGGGGUAUUUGUUCCUGGCACCGCCACUCUUAAUUGGAUUCGUAGCCAUGCCAUCCUGGGUUCCAUGGUUUUUUCCCUUGACUUGGUGAAGGAGACUUUUAGUGAGUUUUCUCUGCCGCUCAAUGAUCCGGAUGAUAAAACCUUCUUCUCCCCACAGUUAUGUGUGCUGAGGAACUGUCUUGCAUAUUGUUUUGAUCAUGAGAAAACUCGUUGGUUCGUGUGGGUCAUGAAGGAGUAUGGAGUGCCUAAAUCUUGGACUAAAUUGGCCAUCAUCCCCUCCCUUCCGUGUCUAUCCAAUUAUCAUUUUCGUCCAUUGUAUAUCUGGGGAAACAAUAUUCUUGUGGCGGUUGCAACACCUUCAAGGAUAGUUCUGUAUAAUUUGGAUAAUGGUAGCUUUGAAUUUCCUCUAUUGAAACCUACUCCUUCAAUAGGAUUGUACGUCUUUAUUUAUCACGAAAGCUUAGUUUUACCACCAUAUCCUGAGCUUCCAAGUAGCUCUUUCAGUUAAUCAAACCCUAACGGACAUGCUGUCUUCUGAAUGGUUUGAUUCUAGUCAAC
Molecule: messenger RNA, 1384 nt
Organism: Arachis stenosperma
Lineage: Eukaryota; Viridiplantae; Streptophyta; Magnoliopsida; Fabales; Fabaceae
Product: F-box/kelch-repeat protein At3g23880-like
Exons: 1
Coding region: 117-1334 (405 amino acids)
Molecular function (GO): protein binding
Source: RefSeq, a predicted model, not a curated record